Schizophyllum commune H4-8 is the source of this 3521-nucleotide messenger RNA. RefSeq lists its product as uncharacterized. The record is from RefSeq and is a predicted model, not a curated record. The transcript has 8 exons. The coding region runs from base 112 to 3393 and encodes 1093 amino acids. NCBI's taxonomy places the organism in Eukaryota, Fungi, Basidiomycota, Agaricomycetes, Agaricales, Schizophyllaceae. Gene Ontology annotation, cellular component: membrane. Gene Ontology annotation, molecular function: calcium ion binding.
CUCAGACAUUCGCUCCGACAUCGCGACAGCGCGCCUGUCUGCUGUGGCUUUACACAACUGGCAUCCUACCGCGCAGCGAAGCGACACCGCGCUCGCCUGGUUUACUGUGCAAUGUCAGCGUAUCCUCCGGACUCCAAGAGUUCCGUGGUCGACGAUCCCCUCUCCUUCCAGCACAACCAGCUCACUCACGACUUCUCUCUUGACUUCAUGAACACCCACGCGUCUGCACCUCCCGCCAUGCAGGCCGUAUCCGCACCCACCACCCUUAACCCCUUCGACAUGACAUCUCAGUAUCCGGCAAAUCCGGAGACCGCCCCAUCAUCGUUGCCCGGUAGCCACGGCCAUACUCCCCCCUCAUUUUCUCCCCCGAUGGAUGGGACUUCCAGCAACGCGGCGAUGAUGGCAGGUUUCAGCAACGGAGCUUUCGGCAUGCAGAGCGCAUUCGAUCCGGUGCUGAACGCCAUGAACGGCGGUCCCGGUUCUACGCAUUCGUCCCCUCCAGUAUCAGCACCACCGAUGGGUGCGUCAGACGGACUCGGCGCCCAGAUGGCCUACGGCACUCCGAACACGACCUCUCUCGGCAUGGAGCCUCCCCUCACCCAUGCAGACCCCCUCCCCCUUCAGUCCACGCCCACCAUUCCUGCCCAUCCGAAUUUUAUGGGCGUGCCGCACACGCCCGAAACGUUGCACUCCGCGUUCCCUCCCGACUCCGCGAGCGUCAUGUCCAUCAAGAGGGAAGAGGCCGCAUCUGCGCAUCUCGCGGCUGCGAUGGCCAGCAUGGCGCCCGUCUCACAGCUUGAGAGCGUCAGAAGUAGUCCUCAGAACAGCGACACAUCCUCUGGCGCGACUGAUCGGGCGGCGGUCCUUUCUGGCUUGAGCACCCUCAUCGAUCAGGCCGCCUCUGCGAGGGACGCUGUUGCGCGCUGUGACCAUGUGGACGACGAGGUCAAGACGCGGGUGGAUGUCCUGGCUAACCUCGUCUCGCGAGUGCAGGAAUCGAUGACGGGUCUUUCUCUUCGGGACUCCCCUCCCGCACAACAUAUAGGCCCGGAGAGUAGCCCUCCGCUGAUGCAGGGCAAUGGGAUGUCAUUAGCGCAGGCUGACAUGGCUAGCGCCAUGCACCAAGCAGUCAACGGCGUCGCCGGCUCGCGGAAACGCCCAGCGCUGUCGAACUUGGAGGAGGAGCCUCAUCUGAAGCAGCUCAAGCAUGAGCAGCCCGAUGACGUACCGAUGUCGUUCGUGUCCUCCCAGUCGCUCGACAAAUCCUCCAUAUUCCCCAAUCCCAUCCCCGUUCAGCAGCCUCUUCCUGUACAGACGAACAGCCUGCCGCUACACUCGCCUCCAGUGUCCUCCUCGUCGGGCGGUUCGUACUUCGAACCCCAGUACGCGUCUCACCCUUCGAGUACUGGUGUGCCGGAUAUACCUACCCUUCCUCCACCCCCGCACACGCAACUCAUGCCCUACCACGACCCAUCCUUCAACAACAAAAUGCCUGCUUUCAAUCGCACGACGUCUGACCUCUCACAUACGAUGACGACUCGGCAUCAGCAUUCCUUGUCUGCAGGUUCUCGGUCAACCCUACCUGGUUUGUCCCUUUCAGGGCCACCGACACUCUCGAUGGAAUCGGCUCAUAUGCAACAUCUAGGGCACUACCCGCCUGCUAUGGCUAUGGCAGACCACCCGCCGCUACCGCAACAGCCGUUGAUGACCCGCAUGCACCGUUCCGGCUCCCUUGGCAGCGCUUACCCUCCAUCUAGCUAUGGUGGCAACUUCGACUUCCGGCCGCACGACAACGUGAUGUCGACGCUGCACUCAUCAGCGAUGGUGAAGCCGCCGCCGCUCAUCCCCGAGCAGCACGCCGCGUUCAUGUCAGCGCAGACGACCAUGUCGCACUGGGUAGACACGCGUGGGCAGCCGAACUUUGGCGGUGUGACAUUGCCUGGCGGGACGGUGGAUGAGGAGGAUGAGGACGACGAUGAUGGGGAGGACAAUGAGCGCCCUAGGACGUCUGCUUCCACGACGGCCCUCGACGGCGCGUAUCUCUCUGCCUCUGGGUCUGAUGUUCCGCAAGAGUAUCGGGCGGACGUCGAUCGCAUCUUCUUUGAGUUCUUGAACAAGAUCUGCUCCAACUUGCAAGCCACGGAUGCAAAGGGGGAGUCCAUUCACCAGACUUUGAUGGCGAAGAAGAUGGCGCGGUUAGACGAGUCCCCUGACUUCCGUCCAUUCAAGUUCCGCAUACAAGCCUUCACGAAUGCCUUUUUGGAGGAGCUUGCGCGGCAAGGGUUCCCCGAGGAGAAGAUUCCCAUGAAGAAGGUCCGGAACUACCUCUGGCGGCAGCAGUACAUCCUCCGCUUUAACGAGGACGGUAAGAAGGCGAAGUCCAAGGGCAACCACAUCUGGAACGUCGAGGCGAAGAAGUCGGGCGAUGGCAAGUGGGAGUUCCGGCCGUUCCACCGCAAGAUUGCAGGUUCGCCACCAGGUGUCGCCUACAUCGGGCUGCAUUGGGAGUGGACGCCACGGAUAUGGGACCCGCAGGCAUCCUGGCAGAAUAUCCCUGUCCACUAUAGCUCGCCAUCCCUACCCUCCUGGCUAUCAUGGAAAAAUGACAUUCUGUCCGGGACCCCGCCACAGGGCGCAGAGAGCUGUGAUAUCACGACGUAUGCAAAGUUUGUGCUCGAUGGACAAGAGGGUAUUCUUUCCCAUACCUUCCACCUCAACAUCGCGCCGGCCGUGCCGACUGUGUCCCCUGCAUUCACUUCGCCGGCGCGCCCUGUUGCCGAGUUCUCACGCCGCACACAAAGCGACAGCAUACUGCCCACCUCACAGAGGGUUUCUCUGCCCUUCUCGGUCGCUGCGGUAGACGAGCUGUCCGUAGUCAAGCAGGUACUCGUCGAGGCGACGAAGAGCGUUGCGGAGAAGAAGGAGGCCUUGCAGGCAGUGACCUCCGUCAUGCACCUCUCGCCGUCCGACCCCAAGCAGAGCGAGAUCAACUCGUUGUCGGACCAGAAGCGCGUGCUCGAGGCGCUCACGAACAUGACGGACCGUCAGCUGUGCGGUGAAGGCAGCGACCUCGCCGCGAAGGCGAAGGACCUCGUCGUGCAGGGUGCGCACGUCGUGCUGGUCGAGGAGAGCAUGGCCACCGGGUUGUCGCCGCCUCCGGACACGCCUGUCGUGCACAGCGUGACCGUCGCGAAGAUGGCCAACGUGACGGAGGGCGCCAUCGCUGAGUCAGUCAACCGCGGCGUGGGCACCAGCACUUCCCUCAUGGAUAUCGUGCGGCAGGCCAUCGGUUUUGCACGCAUGCUAGGAGGCCGCGCGGGCCGUCAAAUCAUGCCAGGUGCAUAUCGUUUUAUCCCUUCUCUCUCCGGCCAAGGUAUCCCAGCACCGAACUGACUCUUGCCAUGACCUAGAACGAUGACUAGACUGUGCCGGACUGGAUCCGCUGCUGCUAUGCUCCCAUUAACUCUAUCUACGGGGUGCGGUGUGUACUUCUUGCUUUCUCUGGGUUUAUGUUGCUACCA